Messenger RNA from Naegleria lovaniensis, 615 nucleotides. RefSeq lists its product as uncharacterized. The record is from RefSeq and is a predicted model, not a curated record. Gene Ontology annotation, molecular function: ribonuclease III activity. Gene Ontology annotation, biological process: RNA processing. Bases 1 to 615 code for a protein of 204 amino acids. Lineage: Eukaryota; Heterolobosea; Eutetramitea; Acrasida; Naegleriidae. The transcript has a single exon.
AUGAAGAAAAAGGAACUUUUAAAAAUUUUAGAAUUGACCACAAAGUGUGCUCGCAACAAACAAGCCUCAGCAUCAUUGAUUGUACCGCCAUCAUCAUCACAUGACUUGGAAAAAAGCACAUUUAUAAAUAAUAGCAAUUUAAGCACAUCAAUACUGAAUAUUCAAAAACGAUUGGUAUAUAAAUUUAAUAAUCGGACCUUUUUACUGCAAGCACUGAUGAGGCGUUCUUUCAUUUUGGAAAGCAGUGGUAGCAGCUCACUGGAUGGAACAGCACAUCAAAGGUUAGAAUUUAUUGGAGAUCGAGUGUUAGAAUUAGCCAUAGCCAGAAUUCAAUUCAUAAACAACCCUCAAGACCAUGAACGAGAAUUAAACGACAAAUUGAAAUAUUGUGUAAACAAUGUUACUCUUGCAACAAUUGCAAGCAAUCUAGAACUAGGGAAAUAUUUACUUAUUGGAAAAGGAGAGGAGAUCAAUGGAGUUCGUGAAAACCCAAAGGUGUUGGCUGAUACUUUGGAAGCCAUCAUUGGAGCGAUUUAUUUGGACAGUAACGAAAACAUGAAGAGAAUUUGUAAAUUUGUCGCCCUUCAUUUCAAAGAUUAUCUUAGACAGGUGUAA